CUUCGAGGGUGAAUUACAAAUUAGGGGGCUAGAAUUUCGGAAAGGGGUAAGAAAAUUCUCAGUCAUGGAUUGAAGGCCCCAGCCGUCCAGUGCUGCUAAUCGGACAGAUCGUAAUCAAUGAUAAAUCAUGGUGAACCCGACCUCGAAGGCACUCGCCUUGGUGAUAUCCGCUAUCAAGAACCUCCGUGAAAUUCGAGGGUCCACCUCGAAGGAGAUCCUGAAUUACAUCUCCGCCAUUUACGAUUCCCCCGAGCCCGCUGUCAAACGUCAGAUGCAGACCGCCUUGAAGCGCGGCCUCGCUUAUGGGAUCCUGAAGAAGGCGGAUGGACACUAUACCUUGCCAACAGACAAUGACACGGAUUACCAGGAAAUAGCUGCCCAAGAAUUGGGACUCCUGAAUCUCUGCUGCAGGAAGCGCCAGCAAGCCAAGAGGAAGAGGAAAAGUCAGGGUUGCGGGAAAAAGGGGGCAAGUAGGAGGAAGAAGAAGUCGAAGAAAAAGGGGAAAAUGUCGAAGUGCAAGUGCGGGAAGAAGGCGAAGAAGAGGAAGAAGAAGUCCCGGGGGUGCAAGGCGAAGAGGAAGAAGAAGCCGAAGAAGGACAAGUUCAAGUGCAUAUGCGGCGACUCCCCGAAGAAGAAGAAGAAACAGAAGCCGAAGGGCGCCGUCAAGUGUUCCCUGUUCGAGAAGGAUCAAGAGGAAGAUCGAGAUAAACAAUGGGGGACCCAGGGGGAUCCAGAGAUUUAUAAGAAAGACCUGGAACGAGGCAGAGAGCGAGAUGUCGAAGAGGAUGACGAAAGGGAACGUAAACUCAGGAGGGACGAGUCCAGUGAGAACUGCACUCCCUGCAGGAGCAGGUCGUCCUCUCCCGAGGGAUGCAAGGACCUUUCCGAACCUGUCUGA
Molecule: messenger RNA, 898 nt
Organism: Orussus abietinus
Lineage: Eukaryota; Metazoa; Arthropoda; Insecta; Hymenoptera; Orussidae
Product: histone H5
Exons: 3
Coding region: 128-898 (256 amino acids)
Biological process (GO): nucleosome assembly
Cellular component (GO): nucleosome
Molecular function (GO): DNA binding
Source: RefSeq, a predicted model, not a curated record